AUGGUCCUCCGUGCGGUGCAGUAUGCGAUUUCGCAGCCCAAUACCGGGAAAACAGAGAUCAUCGACGUACCAGCUGGGAGGAAGACGUUCAUCAACGUGUGCUGGGACGAGCAUAUUCCGCCACCUGCCGACGUGCCCGAAAGCACCAAGCAGCGCGCCAUGCAGGGGGAAGAGAAUACCUGGGGUGUGCCACACGUUGUCGGCGAUGGCCGGACGGACGAGGACAGAGCGGACCGAACCGCACCCGCAGCCGGCCAUCCAGCUCUCGUCUUCGACACGAUCUUUCACCCGUCGCUCUCCGCGCGCGCGAAAUCCGACCUAGUCUUCCGCGAAUUCAUAAAGCAGAUCGCUAUCGGCAGCGUCGAGGACAAAUCAGGCCUUUCCCUUUCCCGAGAGGCGUCCAUCCCCAAGCUCGCUAGCAAAGGCGUGCUUCUCCCGCGUACAGCGAUCGUCCCUGUGCCCGUCCCAAAGCGCUCGAUCGAAGUACUCUCCGACACGCCUGACACGCCUUUUCUCGCGGUAGAUCCCUCCUCGUCCAGCUCCACGCUCCCGGGCCCUGCAUCUACCGCCCUUACCGCUGUUACAGGGGGAGCAGACGCAGACGACAGCGAGAAGCAGGUGCCCAGUUGGCGCUGGGAAGAGGCAGAUAACGGUAUGGGCGUGCGCAUCGUCACUCGCGCCCAACACCCGAAAACGACCCUCGACCUCGAGCCUCGCCGGCUUAUCCUUUCCUCUCCAGCAUUCGCCACGCUCGAUACUUCUCUCAGCACGCUUCCGCGGGAUCUGGACGUGCACGGCGCGCACGCAGAAUACAACCUUCUGGAGCACGAGCUGGUGCUCAACGCUACCUGGGCGUGA
Molecule: messenger RNA, 858 nt
Organism: Dacryopinax primogenitus
Lineage: Eukaryota; Fungi; Basidiomycota; Dacrymycetes; Dacrymycetales; Dacrymycetaceae
Exons: 5
Coding region: 1-858 (285 amino acids)
Cellular component (GO): cytoplasm
Source: RefSeq, a predicted model, not a curated record